GCAGCUGGCUACCCACGUAACGCCGGAUACCGUCGUCAUUACAAACCACAGACCACUGGACAGGCUCGGUAUUCUGAUGUGCCGUCUACUCUUUAUGCCAAGUAGAGACUGUGACGAAUGGUGAGGAUAGAAUGCGGAGUUCUCGACUUUUCUUUACAAGCACUGAAAGCUGCACAUUUAUGGCGUUUGUGAGUGUGAGUGGAGACUUCUGCCAGGCACAGCACCUGGUCAUUGUGGACAAAUGAAAAGGUGGCUUCCCACAUGAAGAUUACACUGCACCCUUGCUGUCUUACAUUUUGAACUUUGGGGUAGAGGCUGUAUUUGCCCAAAGUUCAAGUGUAUGAGUCCGUUAGAGCCAACUCAGGUGCUAGAAAACCGUCUCUCAUCACCACCCCUUUUGAGCACCAACAGUUUGUCACUCUUCCCCUGAAUGGGUUAACUAGAGAAUUGAUAAGUAUAAGUGAAGUGUAGUCCCUUUUUUAUUAGCUUUUUAAUAGACUAAUAGUGAGUCCUUCCUUAUUGAAUUUGCCUUUUAAGUAUAAAUUUGAGAUUUUCUUAAGUCCAUAGAUUUUUAAAUAACAUUUUUUAGUACACCUUGGAAGAUUUUUUUUUUUUUUUUUUUUUUUUUUUUUUUUUUUUUUUUUUAAAACCUCCCUCCACGUGUCAAGAUGAACCGCCCUGCGCCUGUUGAAAUCACCUAUGAGUGCAUGAGGUUCCUGAUUACACACAACCCCACCAAUUCACAGCUGAGCAAGUUUACAGAGGAACUGAAAGCUUUCGGGGUGCAGACACUGGUUAGGGUUUGUGAAACCACCUAUGACAAGACACCAGUGGAAAAGGAAGGGAUUGAAGUUUUGGAUUGGCCUUUUGAUGAUGGCUGCUCACCACCUGACCAAAUUGUUGAUGACUGGUUGAACUUACUGAAAUGCAAAUUUAAAGAUGAACCUGGUUGUUGCAUUGCAGUGCAUUGUGUUGCAGGACUGGGUCGAGCUCCUGUCUUGGUGGCCAUAGCCUUAAUUGAGUGUGGGAUGAUGUAUGAGGAUGCAGUUCAGUUUAUUCGUCAGAAGAGGCGUGGGGCCUUCAACUCUAAACAACUUGUGUACCUUGAAAAAUACAAGCCCAAGAUGCGCCUGCGCUUUAGGGAUGCCAAUGGUCAAAACUGCUGCAUCCAGUAGGACAGUUGUCCAAAGCAAAGUUUUGUUGUUGUUAUUGAUUUUUGAAAUUGUGCCAAGCACAUGCAAAAUAGUCACUAUUUAUAUUACCAGCAUCUUGACCACCCUCCACUCAUUAUGGAUUGGUUUCUGAAUUAUAACCAUAUCAUGUGGGUUUACAGAAACCUUUGUUUAAAACUUUUACCACUGUUAAUGUUAUUUAGUACAACAGUAGCUUUAACCUGUGACUGGUACGAAUGGCCCAAAAAUCAAUAGCAGUAUAAAGUUGGUAAAUUGCAGUCAGUUGCCAUGAUUUGGGAGACCUUAUUCCAUACCCCCUAUCCACCUAUGUGAGUAGAGGUCCCAUACAGCAGUGGCUGUGUCUAUACUGCUGUUUACUCAUCUGUUAAAGUGAAGGAACCUAGCAGAUCACACUUCAAUAACAAUAGUGAAAUGUUAAGCAUUCGAGUUAAUGAACUAAAUCCAGCAUCAUACCAAUAAAACACCUCUUGCUGCUGACUGAUAAAUGAUCAAAUUUAAAUAAAGAUAUAAAUGAUUAGUUUCUCCUUUUUGUCAUAUAUAUCUAUGUAGUCUGUGUGCCAGAUAUUUAAGUUCAGAGCUCUGCUGCCUGCCUUCUCACCCAUAUGUGCUCACCAUCAUAUUACACCUAUUCAACUUCCUCACUGGCUUCUUGUAAAAUACCAUAUUCAGUUCAAAAUACCCACCUACAAAGCUCUAAAUAACCUCUUGCCUUCAUAACUGAUCAUCUUCCUUACAAACCUACUCACACUCACAGAUCUUCCUCCAGCCUGCACAGGUGAUCAUGGCUUUUCUAGAUCUGCUCCUUGACUCUUUCUUAAACAUAAACUCCUUUUCAUCUGCUUGUUUCCAUGUUCUGUAUGUGCUGUUUGUAAAUGUACUGUAUAAUGUAUAUGAUCUGUAUCAAUGCUUUCUCUUAUGUACUAACUAAUCAUCUUUGGGUCCUUGAAAAGUGCUGUAUAAAUACAUUUAUUAUUAAGUUCCAAAA
Molecule: messenger RNA, 2178 nt
Organism: Electrophorus electricus (electric eel)
Lineage: Eukaryota; Metazoa; Chordata; Actinopteri; Gymnotiformes; Gymnotidae
Gene: ptp4a2a
Product: protein tyrosine phosphatase 4A2a
Biological process (GO): protein dephosphorylation
Source: RefSeq, a predicted model, not a curated record